Molecule: messenger RNA, 687 nt
Organism: Triticum turgidum subsp. durum (durum wheat)
Lineage: Eukaryota; Viridiplantae; Streptophyta; Magnoliopsida; Poales; Poaceae
Source: the annotation of a GenBank genome assembly
AUGUACCAUCCCACGAGAGGCGGCGUCCGCGGCGGGCGAGAUCAAUUCAAAUGGGAUGAUGUGAAGGUUGACAAGCACCGGGAGAAUUACCUUGGUCAUAGUGUUAAGGCUCCUGUUGGUAGAUGGCAGAAAGGGAAGGACUUGUUGUGGUAUACAAGGGAUAAGCAAUCUGACUCAGAAGACGCUAUGAAGGAAGAAAUUAGGAGAGUGAAAGAGGAGGAGGAACAGGCCAUGCGCGAGGCACUUGGCUUAGCUCCCAAGCGUAGCAGUCGACCAAAGGGCAAUCGUUUAGAUAAGCAUGAAUACGCUGAGCUAAUAAAGAGGGGAUCUACCGCAGAGGAUUUGGGAGCCGGCCAUGCUGAAGCAGCACAAGUGCAAGGAUUAGGUUUAUACAAGGCUCCUCACAACGAGGAAGAACCAAGCUCUCUUAGUCCUGACCCUCCUGGAACGGAGCCUGAGCAGGUUGACUUUGCACCUGCAACGAAGCAGGAAGAUUCUGAAGGUGAUAGGAGGGGAAAAAGGCGGGGCGAAGAGAGGAGAGGGGACAGAGAAAAAGAGCGGAGGCGUGAAAAGCACUAUGAGGGAAAAGAGAGGAAGCGAGACAAGUAUGAGAGUAGACACGACUCGGAGGACAGGGAGAAGCGCCACCGCAAGGAUAAGCAGAAGAGGAGGCAUGAUUCUGAUUAA